Molecule: messenger RNA, 1486 nt
Organism: Symsagittifera roscoffensis
Lineage: Eukaryota; Metazoa; Xenacoelomorpha; Acoela; Convolutidae
Exons: 4
Coding region: 113-1486 (457 amino acids)
Source: RefSeq, a predicted model, not a curated record
AAAAUAAUCGGUUCGCAUUGCUUAGGUUAUUUGCUCAAAUGAAUUGUAUUUUGGCACUCCAUUUUCCGAACUCUGCAAUUUAAUCUGGAGUCCAACACCGAAAACUUGUACAAUGAGCUUCGAUAGCUGGAUGAAAGAAGGCCAAAAUCUGGAACAAAAAGAUUGUGCCAAUAAAUCACCGGCAGUGACUGAAAAAUGGAUAGAUAAAAGUUACGAAGCUUUUUGCAAGGCAGCUUUAGCAGCUGUGUUUCGAUGGCAGAAGGAGAAAGCUCUAUCGUGCAUACAAAGGUCGCUGGAAAGGAAAUUGAUUUUCUGUAAGAAGAAUCCAGCAAGGUGCAACGACAUAACUGGUCUUAAACUGAACGAUAUUACCAAAAUAUUCCACUGGAUGAGCUAUUUGCAGCUGGUUACCAAUGAAGAAACAUCUGGAUUUGACGAACUGAGUGAGAAGAUUAGCUUGGUGGUCUUUGUUUUUGAGUUGGAAGAGCCAGAAUUGAGUAAGGACUCAAUUUUGUCCGCUAUGGCCGAAGGCACCCAUAAAACAGCCAUUGCGAUAAAAUCUCUGCUCUAUUUCAAAAAAGCGAAAUUUUUUUUCCAGAAGGGCAUCGUUAACGGUGAAAAGGGCAACCUUCAAGAGGCAAAGUAUUGUUUCGAGGAGAUUCGGCGCCCUAUCGAAGAGUUCCGACAAGCAUUCAAUGAAGCCAAAAAAAUGCCUUCUAUUUCGGCCACUGAUAAAGAAUAUCUUGUCGAUCUCGACGCGGAAGUCGACAUCUUAGAAAGUGAGACUCUAACUGAGAUUACUCAAGUCAUAGGACGAAUGUCGCUUGCCGCUGCAAACGAGAAGCAUGAAGAGGUCAUGAAAGACCGAGAGAUUUUAGACAUUGACUUGGCGUACUGCGUGUAUGAUUUGUACCACUAUGCUCUGUCACAAGUCCGAGACAAAGAUGUCGAGCUGGAGGCAGAGAUUUUGAGCAUAAUGGGCUCCUACCAAUUGAAAGUACUCAAAAUGCCAAACAGCAGAAUCAAAGCAAAAGGGUACUUCAAAAAAAGUAUCGAGCUAGCGCUAUCAUUGCAUCCCAAAAACAUGACCAAUAAAAAAUGGUACAAAGAAGCGGAAGAAAAAUUGCGUGAACUUCAAAAAGAUAUAUUGAAAAGCGAGCAUGACAAGUCAAGUGACGAAAAAAAGCUGUAUGAAAGGGAACUAAUGGAGGUUGCAGCUUUCCUCGGUAAUCGAAGAGUAUCUGCCAUUGAUCAGUUCAAAAAUGAGGUGUUGCUAAUCAUUAAAAAAUACCCACCAAAAGUUGCAGGAUUUGACGCUAAAAAAAUUGAAGCCAUAGAUGAGAAAGACAAUAAAAAAAUUAUCCUGAAGUCACAGCAGAUAUACCAUCCGGAUAAGCAGCCAAAAGAUGACAGACUGUGGUACUUCACCUGCGAACAAAUAUCAGUGUUUCUGAACGAAUUUCUGAAUCUCCUCAAACUGGGCUGA